Messenger RNA from Limulus polyphemus (Atlantic horseshoe crab), 652 nucleotides. Its product is annotated as FK506-binding protein 2-like. Gene Ontology annotation, molecular function: peptidyl-prolyl cis-trans isomerase activity. The record is from RefSeq and is a predicted model, not a curated record. Lineage: Eukaryota; Metazoa; Arthropoda; Merostomata; Xiphosura; Limulidae. Gene Ontology annotation, biological process: protein peptidyl-prolyl isomerization. The coding region runs from base 197 to 652 and encodes 151 amino acids. The transcript has 2 exons.
GUUGUGUUAUGUCCCGUAAUUCGUACAAAAACUAUUUAUCUUAUUACGAUACAAGUCGAUACGUACGUGUUUUCGGACACAAAUUGAAACUGUAAUAUCGUAAGCAUUUUAACACAGUCAACAGUUAGUAGUUACUCACUGAAAGACAACGUAGCAAAUACUCUUUCGUUUUAUUUCAACCUAUUUGCUUGCCAUAAUGCGCUUGAAAUAUAAAAAAAUAGUAAAUUUAGUACGUUUUCUGAGAGUGAUAUAUAUAAUUUUACUAUGUCUCGUCCCCUUCACUAAAUCCGAGAAAGAGAAGACUGAGAAUGUUAAAGACGAACAGGAAGUCGGUAUUCAAGAAGGAUCCGAGCAACUGAAAGAAGAUAUGAGCGUUGAAUUCCUGAACAAACCAGAGAAGUGUGACAGAAUUACUAAGAAAGGUGAUUUGCUUACUAUACAUUACAAGGGAACAUUAGAGGAUGGUGAAGAAUUCGACUCCAGCUACAAUCAGAAAGAACCAUUUCAAUUCCAGUUAGGAAUUGGUCAGGUGAUUCAAGGCUGGGACAUUGGCUUGACAGAGAUGUGUAUUGGCGAAAAGAGAAGAUUAACAAUUCCUAGUAAUCUGGCCUAUGGUGAAAGUGGAGCAGGUGUGAUUUUUAUUUUAUCCUAG